Molecule: messenger RNA, 4395 nt
Organism: Adineta ricciae
Lineage: Eukaryota; Metazoa; Rotifera; Eurotatoria; Adinetida; Adinetidae
Source: the annotation of a GenBank genome assembly
AUGGAUCGACGAAUUCUAUGCGAUAGUUUAAUCAAAUGGAUGAAAACAUUGAAUCUCAAUCGAACAAUCAAUGGAGCUGUAGACCUGAGCGAUGGAGUCUCGAUUGGCUUAUGUUUGAAAAAUAUUGAUGGAAAUCAUUUCAACGAGAAUUGGUUACAAAAGAUUCGUAUAGAUGCUGGAGAUAAUUAUCGAAUCAAAGCAAAUAAUUUGAAGAAAGUUCUGAAGAAUAUCACAGAUUAUUAUUCCGAAGUACUUGGUCAAUCUCUUGUUGAUUUUCAAAUGCCGGAUUUGAACAUGAUCGCUGAAAGCACUGAUGAAACUGAACUCAGUCGAUUACUUCAACUUGUUCUUGGUUGUGCGGUUAGUUGUGAUCGUAAACAGAUCUACAUCGAACAUAUUAUGUCGAUGGAAGAAUCUGUUCAACAUGUGUUGAUGAAUGCUAUACAAGAAUUGAUGGUCAAAGAGAAUCGAAAGAAUAAUGAAGAAUACUCGGAGUUAGGAGAACAGUUGAAACAUGCGUUGGAAGAACUAAACCGAGUUGUGGAAGCCAAAGAGGAAAUUGAAAAUCGUUGUCGCGAAUUGGACUUACAGAUAUCUACACUUCAAGAUGAAAAACUUGGUUUAAUACAAGAAACAGCGCAAUUACACGAACGUAUACAACAAUUUGAGAAUGCCGAUGAUUCUGAUUCUGUUGCGAAAUCUCGUUAUAAAACUCUACAACAACGAAUCGAAUCUCAACAGGAAGAAAUUUUCAAACUGGAAACAGCUGUGCAAGAUUAUAAAGCAAAAUUCGAUGAUUUACGCGAAGAAAACGAAAGUCUUCUCAAACGGAAUGAUGAUCUCAUGGUUCUCGCGAGUGACGCCCGAAAUUUCAAAGAUGAAUUAGACAUUCUUCGAAAUAAAUGCGAAAAACUGACAAAGUUAGAAGCGACAAUUGAUACGUAUAAAGUCAAACUAGAAGAAAUGGCCGAUCUUCGUCAACAAAUCAAAUAUCUAGAAGAAACGAACUUACGCCUAUUUGAUGAAAAGUCCAAUAUCGAACAGGAAUACAAACAAGCGAAAUUGUUGCAAACGCAAGUGGAAUUUCACAAACGAACAAAUCAAGAAUUGUAUCAGAAAAUCAGCGAAUUACAACGGUUGGCUGAUAAAGCUGAAUUCGAAAGAAAUCGAACUGAAGAGAAACUCAAUGUUAUCACCGCAGAGAAAUCCAAUUUAAUGAAUGAAAUCGAAUUAUUGAAAGAAACCAAUGAACAAUUACAAGCUGUGAACCUGAACGAAGUAACCGAAGGAAUCAAUUCCAAGGAUCAAUUAACUGGCUCAUUAGAAGAUCUGAACUUCUUCAAUUUACCCGUCGAUGUUCGUGAACGUUUCAUUCGUUUACAACAUGAGAAUAAGAUGCUGAAACUACGUCAAACGGAAGAGAAUAACAACGAACAACUGCUACUUAUUCAAGCCAAUUGUGACCACUUGAAAGAUCAAAACAAUCAAUUAACAAACGACCUCUGGAUGGCAAAUCAAAAGAUACUUGAGUUGGAAGCAACGUUGAAAGAUACAACAUCUUUAGCAGCGAAUACAAGUGAAAUAACUGAUCUGAAGAAAUCACUUAAUCGAGCAAUGGCUCGUCACGAUGAAGAAUCGGGUCGAUCAAAGAUGUUAAUCGACGACUUACAGAGACGAUUAGAUGCUUCAGAAAAACAAUUAGUCGAAAAGGAGAAAAUGAUUGCAACAAAAACAACGGAAAUCAGCGCUAUGGAAGAACGAUAUGUUCAAUAUCUGGAAAAAGCGAAAAUGAUUCUACGUCAAAUGGAUCCGCGAAAUACCAACUCCAUCGGCAAUCAAGAAUUGCAAUUAUUACGAAAACAAAUUGAUGAGAAAGAUCGCCGGUUGAAAGAACUUGAUAAAGAAUAUGAAAAAAUGAAAGCAAUUAAAGAAGAUCAAGAAAAGCUACUAAUCAGUGCAUGGUAUUCAUUGGGUAGUACCUUCCAACGGCGAGAGUUUGAAGAACGCUUAAAAUCUCAUGAAAACCAAUCGUUUCUCUCCAAACAACGUAAUAUUCCUUCUGCACGUAAACAACUUCCAUCUGAUCCGUCCACGAAUCAAAUUAGAUACCAACGUUGUUAUUUGAUGGUCGCACAACGUUGCCUUUCAACGCCGCCAUCAGCAUCGACAAAAGCGAAACAGAUAUCUGCUCUACCUGUUGGAACGGGCUUGAGUACAGUUGAGUCGCCGAACAAUCUCCCGAUAAUGUAUGUUCCAAGUUUAAUGACACGCAUAAAAAUGAAACUCGGCCUUCAAGGAGAUCUUCGUGAACCGCAGAAGGUUUUGUACCAAGCAGCGGCGAUCUCAUAUUACAUGAUUGCGUCAUCAGUGGAUUACGAUGCCAUACAACGUGAACUUAAUAUGCCAGAUGUCUUUGCGUCCUUUGGAAGAGUUGUUUUUCUACACAUCUGGCUUAUACUGGUUCGUUAUAUACAACUAGGGCCAUCCGGUGUCUAUCUACGUCGGCAUUUAGCUCGUACAAUGUGGACGGAUCUGGAUAUGCGUGCGCAACAAAUUCUUCCCGGUCAAGCGAAAGUUCGUCGUUCACAAUUCGAUGAAUUGCGUGCAGAAAUGAAUGCGUUUAUGUUAGCAUUAGACGAAGGUCUGGUCGAUGACGAUACUGUUCUAGCAGCAGCUGUAUGGAGACAUCUGUGUUCUUCGCAACCGACUUCGCUGGAUCGUCUUGCUAAUAUUGUAACAUACAUACGCAAAAAUGUUCGUCAUUUAGAGCAAUUACCGGAUGAGAAUUUUUUGAAAAAUGGUUAUAUCUAUUUUCUACCAAUGCACAGUGAUACAGUUGAUACGAAAUUUGUAAAUCAACACUAUUUGGACUUUAAAAAUAAAGCGGGAGGAUUGAUGGCGAAUACGUUCGACAGGUUGACAGAAGAAGCGUUGGCACAGAAUAUGGAAAAUGUUUUAGAAAUUGUAUGCAAAAUUGGCAAAGGGUCCUAUGGAUGUGUGUAUAAAGCAAAGCAUCGAGAGACAGGACAUUUGUUAGCAAUAAAACAAGUACCGGUAGAAAGUGAUCUGCAAGAAAUUGUCAAAGAAAUAUCUAUAAUGAAACAAUGUGAUUCGCCUUACAUCGUCAAAUACUUUGGGAGUUAUUUCAAAGAAUCUGACUUAUGGAUAGUGAUGGAAUACUGUGGCGCAGGCUCAGUUUCCGACAUAUUAAAACUUCGGGGGAAAACGUUGAAUGAACAAGAAAUAGCAGUGAUUUUGAAGUAUACACUCAAAGGAUUAGAAUAUUUACAUAUGUGCAGUAAAAUUCAUCGAGAUAUCAAAGCAGGAAACAUUCUCUUGACUAACGAUGGAAAUGCAAAGCUAGCUGAUUUCGGUGUUGCAGGACAAUUAACAGAUACGAUGGCGAAACGAAACACAAUGAUUGGUACACCGUUUUGGAUGGCACCUGAAGUAAUUCAAGAAAUCGGACAUGGUGUUCUCGCAGAUAUCUGGAGUUUAGGUAUUACUACGAUUGAAAUAGCAGAAGGAAAGCCUCCCUACAGCGAUAUUCAUCCGAUGCGUGCGAUUUUUAUGAUUCCAUCACGACCACCUCCAACAUUCAAAGAUAUGUCUCGAUGGACGCCAGCCCUAAAUGAUUUUGUUUCGAAAUGUCUCGUAAAAAAUCCUGAUGCACGAUCAACGGCAACUGAAUUGAUAAAACAUGAAUUUAUUCGUAAUGCAAAGGACAUAAGUAUUCUACGACAUAUGAUCGACGAAGUUCGUGAAAUUCAGGAACGUCAUCGAUCAACACUACCCGUCAAUUCUACAAUGUUCCCACAUGGUAUUCUAACCGAACGUCCAUUUGGAAGUGAUGGAACGUUAACAAAUGCCAAUAAUCAAGGUGGUUCGAUCUUUCCUGAGAAUCAACCGCCAACAUUAAUGAAUACUACUCGACAUGAUACGCAAAACGAUACUUUUCAAUCGAGCAGUUGCAAUACGAUGAUUGAAUUAUCAUCUGAAUCAUCGGAUACGAUGAUCAUCAACGAAAAUGGAACGGAAACAGAAAAUGACGCCGAUAGUCAACAAGAUACGUUAAAGAUCAGUAAUAAACCAUCAACGAAUUACAAAGCUCCGUUCGCCAAUGUCAACCAUUCGUCGAAGCGAACGGCAACCGAUAAAACCAAAGACGAUUUCAUGAAAAUUAUUGCACAAGAAGUUCGAGCGUACAAUAAGAAUGAAGAUGAUUUUAAACAUACCGUCGAGGAAUUUUCGGUGGAAGAAAUUGAACAACGUUUAGCACUACUCGACGAAAUUAUGGAAGUCGAAUUGCGCGAAGUUCAAAAUCGUUUUCAGUCGAAACGUAAACCGAUUUUAGACGCGAUCAAACUGAAAAAACAAACUCAAACUCAUCAUUAA